AUGCGUUGGACACCACUAUCCCCUCCUACAGGUGAAGCAUUCGCCAUAGUUCGUAAACUACUCCUUGAACGUCCGAGAGGAUUCCAAGAUCUUCUCAGGAGUGGAUUAGCUGAACAUCCCUCUUCUCAUAAUCCUCGACCGGCACAGGAACCUAGAAAUCCUAGAAGGUUAUCUUCGGGAAGAUGGGCGAAACAGGCGAAUGUCACUUAUGUACCGGAAGGACAUCCGUUUGUCAGUUCCAAUUUCUUAAAACAUCGUAUCCUUCCUAUCCUCCAAACACAUGGGUUGGUACAGAAAAAAGCUCGUAUCCGUAUCCCAUGGCCUGAAACCGUACCGGAAGAAGAUCGUCCCGAAUUCGCUUGGUUCAUCACCCCUCCUCGUGAACCUCAAUCCACCGAUUCCUCCACUUUUAUUCCUAACGAGUCUCUCUCCACUUCGUCUUCGGAUACUACCCUUUCAGAUCCCUCGUCCAUCCCCUCGAAGUUAAGAAAGUCAAGAGAAUCUUCGUCUAUGGGUAUCUCGGACGAUCAUGUUGACGGACCCACCAAACAAAAAUGGGACGCGGAGGAACACUGGGAUCGUCUGGUCAAGGGCGAACACCCCGCUAUACUUGGUGGAGAAGUCAAGGAACUUGCUCGUGAAGGUUUACAAGCUGCGAAAGAAGAAAGGCUCUCCAAGAUAGGUGAACGAAGGACUGAAGGGGAGGGACAUAGGACAGAGAGGAUGGAACCUAUGACGGAAAGAGAAAUGUGGGAGUGGAAGGAUAGAGAGCCCGGUUUGACCACACGAUUGGAGAGAGGUCAUUUGAAUACACGAAGACAGAAUGCGAGACCAGCGAAGGAACGGAGGGAAAGAGAGGGAUGGGGAGUAUUGCAGGAACGGGUUCAGAGUUGGAUGGGGAGAGGAAAACAGGGAGAUUUUCAGACCAGGGCGGGAUCGAGGGACGGGUCAGGUCACCGUUCAGGAAGAAAAACUUUCGGAAUGAAAUGA
Tremella mesenterica DSM 1558 is the source of this 990-nucleotide messenger RNA. RefSeq lists its product as uncharacterized. NCBI's taxonomy places the organism in Eukaryota, Fungi, Basidiomycota, Tremellomycetes, Tremellales, Tremellaceae. The transcript has 2 exons. The record is from RefSeq and is a predicted model, not a curated record. The coding region runs from base 1 to 990 and encodes 329 amino acids.